Molecule: messenger RNA, 1762 nt
Organism: Leptopilina heterotoma
Lineage: Eukaryota; Metazoa; Arthropoda; Insecta; Hymenoptera; Figitidae
Gene: Acat2
Product: acetyl-CoA acetyltransferase, cytosolic
Exons: 8
Coding region: 122-1306 (394 amino acids)
Biological process (GO): fatty acid beta-oxidation
Molecular function (GO): acetyl-CoA C-acetyltransferase activity
Source: RefSeq, a predicted model, not a curated record
GAAAAAUGUCGUCGGCCCGGAAUAUCGGCUGCUAUAUAUUUCUCUAACGAAGAUUCACGGCGGCAGUCUGUCUUUAGUUGUUGUUAUUUAUUAUUUAAGUAAAAACCGACAAUAAGCAACAAUGAGUGAUCGUGAAGUAGUUAUUGUUUCUGCAGUUAGAACACCAAUAGGCUCAUUCUGCGGAACGUUAUCAACACUAAAAGCCUCAGAUUUAGGAAGUAUUGUAAUAAAAGAGAGUCUGAAAAGAGCAAAUUUAGAACCAACCGAUGUUUCCGAGGUCAUUUUCGGUCAGGCAUUGACAGCAACUCAAGGACAAAAUCCAGCACGACAAUCGGCAAUAAAUGCAGGACUUCCAAUUUCUGUGCCUGCUUAUCUGGUGAACAUGCUCUGUGGCUCUGGCCUCAAAUCUGUCACCAAUGCCUAUAUUUCCAUCAAGUCAGGAGAGAAUGACGUAAUUGUCGCUGGUGGACAGGAAAGCAUGAGUCAAGCACCACAUGCAAUUCAUUUGAGAAAUGGAACAAAAAUGGGAGAUGGAAAUCUAGUCGAUACGAUGCUCGUUGAUGGUCUGACUGAUGCGUUCAAUCAAAUCCAUAUGGGAAUUACCGCGGAAAAUAUAGCUAAAAAUUUCACAAUUAAUCGAGAGGAUCAAGACGAGUAUGCGGCAAAAUCUCAACAAAAGGCUGAGGCCGCGAUAGCAGCUGGAUAUUUCGAUAAAGAAAUUGUCCCAGUAACGAUUCAGUCUAGAAAGGAAACUAUUGUUAUGACAAAAGACGAAUUCCCAAAAGCAGGAACCACUGCUCAAGGACUCGGCAGGCUAAGGCCAGCAUUUCUCAAAUCAAACGGCACUGUAACGGCAGGAAACGCUUCUGGAAUAAACGACGGAGCGGCAGCUGUUGUUUUAAUGUCUGCAGAAGUCGCAACUAAAAAGGGAAUAACUCCAAUGGCACGAAUUGUCGCUGUUGCUCAAGCAGGAGUCGAACCAGAUAUUAUGGGUACUGGACCAAUACCCGCUGUUGAAUUAGUGUUAAGGAAAGCCAAUUGGACGAAAGAUGAAGUUGAUCUUUAUGAAUUGAACGAAGCGUUUGCGGUUCAAUCGCUCGUUUGUCUUCGAGCUUUGGGACUGGAUCCCAAUAAAGUAAAUGUAAAUGGUGGAGCAAUUGCCUUAGGUCAUCCAAUCGGAGCAUCGGGUGCAAGAAUUCUAGUAACCCUUCUACACUUACUAGAACGAAAGCAAUUAAAAAAAGGAGUGGCAUCCUUGUGUAUAGGAGGAGGAAUGGGAAUCGCUAUUGCCAUAGAAAGAAUAUAAUACAAAUGAAAACUAAUAAAUUUUCAAAUUAAACAACGAUUUAGAAGAAAAAGGUUGAGGAACGAUCAUUCAUUGAAAAAAAAAAUUGUUUUCGAUCUGAAACUGAGCAUAGAACGAUUUUUAAUCUCAAAGAGAAAAAUUAUACAUUCACUCAUUAAAUAUAAAAUGACUAACAAUGAAUUCAAAGAGAGCAAAAUACAUUUUUUUUUUUCAAUGAACACUGAUCCAAUGACGUAUUUAACGAGAUUGAUAUUUAUGACAAAAAAUUGUUUUCUCUUCUAAAAACUCUAGUUUAUUAUAAUAUAUGUAUAAAUACAAACUUCGAAGACUUCUAUGUAAUCGAAAAGUUUUUAACAAAUCUUACACGAAUUUGUGAGAAUAAAGACAUUUAUUUUUUAUACCGAAAAAAGCUAACAUUUUUAUGAAACAAUAAAUAUUUCUAACGAAGUUUGUCAA